Messenger RNA from Penicillium salamii, 924 nucleotides. The record is from the annotation of a GenBank genome assembly. Lineage: Eukaryota; Fungi; Ascomycota; Eurotiomycetes; Eurotiales; Aspergillaceae.
AUGACAAUUACCAUUAUCAGCAUUUCCACAUCGAUAUCACAUGACCCACUCCACCGCACCGCAAAGCGCCGCAAAGCACACCCCUCACCACACCUCUCCAAGCUUCAGACCCUAACCGCCAAAAUGGUCGACAUCGUCCCCCUCAGCAGUUACCCAUCGUAUAUCGACCUCCUCCCCUCAAUCCAAACCUGCAACAUCACCAACCUUCCCGAAAACUACUUCCUAAAAUACUACCUGUACCACGCCCUCACCUGGCCGCAACUCAGCUUCGUCGCCGUCGUGCGCCCCCGCAAUGGCUACAAGCAAGGCUCUGGCAAUGGUCUCUCUGGCGUUGGCGCAGCAGGCGAUGUCUCAGGACAAUACCCCAAGGUAGUGGGGUAUGUGCUUGCGAAGAUGGAAGAGGAACCAACAGACGGCAAGCAACAUGGACAUAUUACCAGUUUGAGUGUGAUGCGGACACAUCGGAGACUUGGAAUUGCUGAGCGAUUGAUGCGAAUGAGCCGUAAGGAAUUGAUUUCGAGAUUGAGAAUGGAUGGUGAAGCUAAUGAUUAUACAGAGCGCGCAAUGGCGGAAUCGCACCGCGCUCACUUUGUUUCUUUGCACGUGCGUAUGUCGAACGUUGCUGCGCUGCGUCUGUACCGUGAUACACUGGGCUUUGAGGUUGAGAAGGUCGAGAGCGGAUACUAUGCUGACGGCGAGGAUGCGUAUGCCAUGCACUUGAAUCUGCAGAACAUGUGGCUUGACUGGAAGGCGAUUGAGAAGAAAGAUCGGGAGAAUAAUAAGGAGGAGGGAGAUGAGGAUGCUGAUGAGGGUGAGGAGGUUGGAGAGCUUGGAAAGAAGGAUAUGGACAAGCAGAUCCGGGUCAAGGUUGGGAGGGGACUUGGAGUUGGAGAGCUUGUCGAGAAAAAUGAGGCGCAAUCUUAA